AUGGACAAGAAGGUGGUGCUGAUCACAGGCUGCUCCUCCGGGAUUGGUCUCAGCCUGGCGGUUCGCUUAGCCUCUGACCCCGACAAAAGAUUCAAAGUCUAUGCCACAAUGAGAAACCUGGCCAAGAAGGAACGUCUCUUAGAGUGUGUGAAAGGCCUGCACAAAGACACUUUGGACAUACUCCAAAUGGAUGUGACAGACCGGCAGUCCAUCCUGAAUGCAAGAGACAGGGUUUUGGAGAAACGAGUGGACAUUCUGGUGUGCAACGCUGGCGUGGGUUUGAUGGGGCCACUGGAGGUGCAGUCGUUGGACUCGAUGAGGAAGAUCCUGGAGGUCAACCUCCUGGGUACCGUUCAGACCAUCCAGGCCUUUCUGUCAAAUAUGAAGGCUCGGGGCCAGGGCCGCAUUCUGGUCACUGGCAGCACCGGAGGGCUUCACGGUCUCCCAUUUAAUGAGAUGUACUGUGCCAGCAAAUUUGCAAUAGAGGGAGCAUGUGAGAGUUUGGCUGUCCUCCUACAACACUUCAACAUUCAUGUGAGUCUCAUUGAGUGUGGUCCAGUCAACACUGACUUCCUGGUCAACUUGCAGAAGGUGGAACUUGAGGAUGCAUCUCUCCAACAACUUGACACCCAAACACUGAGCCUUUAUGAAAAAUACCUGCAGCACUGUAGCUCUGUUUUCCAAAAUGCUGCACAGGACACUGACGACAUUGUAAAGGUAUUUCUAGAUGCCAUCCAGUCACCCAGCCCUGCAUUCAGAUACUUCAGCACCAGCGCUGUGCCACCUCUGACCAAACUGAAGAUGACAGAACCAGAUGGAUCACAGUACAUCAGCGCUAUGAGCAAAAUCAUUUUCUCAGCUGAGGAACAAUAG
Messenger RNA from Acanthochromis polyacanthus (spiny chromis), 873 nucleotides. Its product is annotated as estradiol 17-beta-dehydrogenase 1-like. The coding region runs from base 1 to 873 and encodes 290 amino acids. The transcript is spliced from 6 exons. Gene Ontology annotation, cellular component: cytoplasm. NCBI's taxonomy places the organism in Eukaryota, Metazoa, Chordata, Actinopteri, Pomacentridae. Gene Ontology annotation, molecular function: estradiol 17-beta-dehydrogenase [NAD(P)+] activity. Gene Ontology annotation, biological process: estrogen biosynthetic process. The record is from RefSeq and is a predicted model, not a curated record.